Molecule: messenger RNA, 2039 nt
Organism: Oncorhynchus tshawytscha (Chinook salmon)
Lineage: Eukaryota; Metazoa; Chordata; Actinopteri; Salmoniformes; Salmonidae
Exons: 5
Coding region: 104-640 (178 amino acids)
Source: RefSeq, a predicted model, not a curated record
UUCUCGGUUGCCUUCUUGACUCUGCAAUUAGUCCCAAACUGUACUUGGAAGUGACAUAACGCUGUAAUUAUACAAACCAGAUGUAAGAGGUUUUUGUACGGACAUGUUCCACAGUGCAUCUAAACUGACAUUUGGAAAAGCCAUCAAUCUCAUUGUUGAACCCAAUGGAACUCCUGCCCGCCCAACACUGUCCAUCCUCACCCCACACCACAAGAUAGAGAAUGAUGACCAGCCUGAGGUGUGCCUGGCUACAGGCUUCUUUCCUAGGAUUGAAAACAUGAAUCUCACCCUGGGGAAUAAUGUUACUGUCCCACGCAAAACAACCAAGGCAGCUUUAUCUUCCACACGUACCUACUUCUUUGCCGGAUUCUCCAAAGAGAAUAUCAAGCGUUGUGAGAUGGAUGGCGUCGUCAAGAAGCGUGUUGAUGGUGGUUUUCCAGAUGUGUCUAACGAUAAGACCACGGCUACAACUGCUUCUGACAAUUGCGAACAUGAACGCCUCAACAAUGCUACUGCCACCAACUAUACCGAUUAUACCAAGAUGAACUUCACAUCCUUGGUUGUGUAUGGUUUGAGAGUGCUGUUUGCCAAAGCCGUGGCAUUUAAUGUGCUAUUUACUGUCAAGGCCCUGGUGUUCUAGACCUAUUUUCACUUGGACUCCUACUUUUCAGUUCUGCUUUGCAUCCAGUUUGUGAAACCUGCCUUGUGGUUUUAUCGAGAGCUUCAACAGUAUUAGUAUCUGACUUUUUCAUUGUUGAAUGCUGCAAUUCCUCUGCUUACACUUUGGAAAUACUAGAUACUAAAUACACAUGUUAUGCAUGUGAUUGUUCGGUAUUAAACAUUAGGUUACAUUUUAUAUUCUAUAUCAUUUUAUAUUGUGUUAUGUUAUUUCUAUUGACUUGUAUUAUAUCUUUAACUGCAAGUUGUCAUCAAAGUGUAUAAAGACGUCAAAAAUGAUUUCAAACAAUAAUGUAAUUGUACAUUGAUCAAGUUGUGUACGUGGAUACUUUGCAGUUGUUUCUAAAUGCACAAAACCUGUCGAUAGAGAGUUUAAACCACAUUUUCAACAGUACAUUGAAACCAUAUGAACAGCCAAACCAAAUGAACAGAUAAAGAUCUAUAAGACACCUUGACUUCCAAGAAAUGGCUCCAUCAGUUACUUUAUUUGCAUGCGUGCUCAAGAAGUAACAAUAGCGAGAAACACGCAUGAUAGUGAGAAACACACACCUUAUAAUGGUUGAUGAAUUGUAUUAUGAAAAUCAUUUGCAAUUACAUGUGUGUCUGAUAUCAGUCAAACAUUUUAUAAUCGUAUAUGGGAGCUGUAAAUGUAUUGAAAUAAACAGACACUGCUUUUUUAUUCUAAUCUAAACCAUUAUGAACUUGAAAAGGUGGAUGUCUAUCAAAUGACUAAAAUGGUCGGAAAGUAGUAGUCAGACUCCGGUUUACCAGAAACAUUUGCUUUGGACUAAUCAUUAGGCCUUCAGAUUUAGUAGAGAAGUGCACAUUUUAGAAUAUGAGAUGAUGUUGCCCUCUGCUGGUUGUAAAUGUGUUUUUCUCCGUUGACAUUGUGACCACUAAAUCACCUGGGCUCAGUUUUUCAAAAGUUAUCUGUCUGGAUUUCGCCUAUUGGAUAGGAUUAAAUGCAUAGAAAUAGACUGACAGGAACGGGAAUCCCCAUUCAAGUCAACAAUUUGUCUGUUCUAUUCAUUCUAUUUCUAUGCACUUAAUCCUAUCCGAUAGGCCAAAUCCAGAAAACUUUUGAAAAACUGGGCACUGAGUAUUGCUUCACUGCGUGUAUCUUAAUUGUAUUUUCUUGAUUCUUCAUGUCCUCCCUCCUUGUCUCCUUCUGGUUCCUUCUCCUCUAAUGCGUUUUGAGAAGGAGGCAUAGAGAGAUGAUGUGAGAAAAAAUGUCAUGCAGUAUUGUGUUUUCAGUUGUGUAUCUUCUAUAUAUGAUCAAUUGAACCACCGUAAUACAUUUUGCUUGUGAAUUUGAGCUUUUUGGUGUUCAAGUGUUUUAUUAAAUUAAUAAAUCCAUCAUA